This is a messenger RNA of Stegostoma tigrinum, 1124 nucleotides long. It is a transcript of the gene vegfba, whose product is annotated as vascular endothelial growth factor Ba. Gene Ontology annotation, cellular component: membrane. The record is from RefSeq and is a predicted model, not a curated record. Gene Ontology annotation, molecular function: chemoattractant activity; heparin binding; growth factor activity. NCBI's taxonomy places the organism in Eukaryota, Metazoa, Chordata, Chondrichthyes, Orectolobiformes, Stegostomatidae. The coding region runs from base 390 to 1034 and encodes 214 amino acids. Gene Ontology annotation, biological process: vascular endothelial growth factor signaling pathway; positive regulation of protein phosphorylation; positive regulation of mast cell chemotaxis. The transcript has 8 exons.
UGGGGAAGAAUGAGGGAGAGGCUGUUUCUGAGCGGACUGCAGAGAGUGACUGUGUCCUGUGGAGUUUCAGGACUGUUCUGAGUUGUGUGACUGCACUGGGUGUAUGAACAUUGCCUGUGCACCUCUGCUGGAGAAUGCCUUUGGGAUUUAUCCUGGAAUCUCCCUCGAACAUGUUUUUGGAAAAAGCAGGGAAGUGAACGAGGAGAGAGAGCAGUCAUUUCUCUCUGUCUCUGUCUCUCUCUCCCUCUGAGUGUGUGUGUGUGUGUGCCUUGCCACUGGGAGAAGGGGACAUGGACUCUGCAACCCAAACACUAGGCUGAAGGAGCACUUUGCAACCCACCCACCCCCAUCCCCACUUUCCCCCUAGGAUCUGAACAAGCUGUGUGAAGAUGAAUGUUGCUUCAGCCCUGACAAUCCUGCGUUGGCUCCUUGCACUGUUUCUCCACUGGUCCUCUGCAAAGCCUUCACGAUACCCACUGGAGACACCGCAGCAAUCAGACCAAGUGAUGAGUUGGAUGAAUGUGUACUGGCAUUCAGUCUGUCAAACACGCGAGACUCUGAUUGCCAUCAGUGGAGAAUAUCCCAACGAGGUCGAAUACAUCUUUGUCCCAUCGUGUGUUCUGCUCACUCGCUGCUCUGGCUGCUGUAACGAUGAGAAGCUGCAGUGUGUCCCCACAGUCACCGAUACCAUCCUCAUGCAGAUUUUAAAAGUUAAACAUCAAACGUCCAACCUGGUGGAAAUGUCUUUUACGCAGCACAGACGCUGUGAGUGCAGACCAAAGAAAGAUUUCAAAGAAGUCACAACAAGGACAGGCCAGACAAAACAUAAGAACGAGAGAGGAUGGCGGAGGAAACUCAGCCGGGAGCCGACUCGCCCGACCCGUUGCAAACCCUGCUCCCACAGGAAGCGACAUGGCUUCAGUCAGAACCCACAGACCUGCGAGUGCCAGUGCCGUCUGUCCCACCACCAGUGCCAGGAGAAAGGGCAGGAGCUGAACGAGCACACAUGCAGAUGUGAGAGGCCAAGGCGGUGAUCGGUGGAGGCCGUGUGAGGAGCUCCUGACUGCUGCGAUGUGAGCGAAGGGGGAGGAUGGAGCACAUGGAGGAACCGGGCCUCUCCGUUA